GGAGUGAAGGAUAUGAUUUAAUAUGACAAUGGUAUGUGAAGAUACAGUGCGAAUUCAGCAAGAGAAAACAAUUAUGGGACUCGUGUGUCCCAUAUAGUCCAGGUCUAAUACGAUGUCCAGGAACAACAUAGCGAAGCACAAAAAUACGUUCCUAGGAGGCCCGACAUACCUACCAAACCAAACCUCGUCGAUACAAAUAGACCAAGCGCAUAGUCGCCAUGAAGGGAUCGGAGUCAACGAUUGCAUCGGAGUCCUGAACAGAGAAGUUUUGCAUCAUCAGAGAAUCUAGGCCCAGAAUUUCAGGUGUUAGUCCGUCGACGAAUGGAGUGUCGGUUUUUUCCAAAGGUUCCACAGUCGAUAGGCUGCUUGGGUUUAUCGAACCACAAGUGGUAUCUUCACGUUCGAAUACAUUUUUGGGACCUCUAGGACCCGAUAAGAGCCAAACAACAUCACAGUUGGGAAGUGAACCUAAGCU
Molecule: messenger RNA, 475 nt
Organism: Serpula lacrymans var. lacrymans S7.9
Lineage: Eukaryota; Fungi; Basidiomycota; Agaricomycetes; Boletales; Serpulaceae
Exons: 1
Coding region: 113-289 (58 amino acids)
Source: RefSeq, a predicted model, not a curated record